This is a messenger RNA of Doryrhamphus excisus (bluestripe pipefish), 1201 nucleotides long. RefSeq names its product intelectin-like. NCBI's taxonomy places the organism in Eukaryota, Metazoa, Chordata, Actinopteri, Syngnathiformes, Syngnathidae. The record is from RefSeq and is a predicted model, not a curated record. Gene Ontology annotation, molecular function: oligosaccharide binding.
UGAACCAAUUGGCGUUAACUAAAACCCACUGACAUACUUGUCUUUUGGCUAAACUAAGAUAAGAUGCGCCAAAGCUCUGCCACCAACACAGCCAUGCUUUACAGUCUCCUUGUUUUGCUGUCUUUGGGACAAACAACCUUCUUAGCUGCGUCUUUAAAGUCAGACGCCGCUGGACGUACGACGGAGACAAACUUUGAACAGUUGGAGAAGCUGCGGAGCAGAUCCAGCUAUGUUGCAAGAAGCUGCAAAGAGAUCAGGGAUAGAUAUAACGAACAUGAAGAUGGCUUGUACUAUCUAACCACUGCUAAUGGAAUGGUUUAUCAGACUUUCUGUGACAUGACCACCGCCGGAGGCGGCUGGACGCUGGUGGCGAGCGUCCAUGAAAACAGUGCGUCCGGAAGGUGCACAGUUGGUGACCGCUGGUCUAGCCAACAGGGCAAUGAUGAAAACCUUCCAGAUGGAGACGGGAACUGGUCUAAUAGAAAUACCUUUGGAACAGCAGAAGGAGCCACUUCGGAUGAUUUUAAGAACCCAGGUUACUACGACAUUGUGGCAGCAGAUAUGUCCGUAUGGCAUGUUCCCAACAACUUCCCAAUGGAACACUGGAAGCUGGGGGCCAUUCUCCGCUACCACACAGACAACAACUUCCUCCAUCUGUAUGGAGGCAACCUCUUGCAGCUCUUUAAGCAAUAUCCAGUGAGAUACAAUGUGGGCUCCUGCAGUGACAGAGGUCCAGCUAUUUCCAUUGUGUACGACUCCGGAGACCGAGAGUCCACUAGGAAUUUAUAUGGACCCAAUUCAAGAAGGGAGUUUGAAACAGGUUUUAUCACUUUCAGAGCAAUAAAUUAUGAACGUUCAGCCAUGGCAAUUUGCUCUGGGGUCAAGACGACAGGAUGCAACACUGAACAUUAUUGUGUAGGAGGGGGUGGGUACUUUCACCCGGAUCAAUGUGGGGACUUCCCAUCAUAUGAAUGGGACAAACUUGGACGAGAACAAGGCUGGAGUGCUUCCAAAGAGAUCACUGAAGCUGCUGUUUUUUUGUUCUACCGCUAACUAUUACUAAUUAUUCUACAAAUGUGAUAACUUCAAUUUUGGCUGAUAUGAAUCUAAUGUGACUAAGCUGUAUUGUGCUGUAUAUUUAAUAAUAAUUAUGACCCAGAAGAAUUUGCAGAUUUGUGGGCUUGAAUGCACUAUAAACAAC